AUGGAGAUUCGCUUAAUUUCCGGCUACAAGGACUCCGUCCUCUUCAAGCUUCUUGCUCCAAAGCUUCCAAAGAACGUCACAAUCACAGAGAUCAACUCGAACGAUCGUGUUUCUGCCUCUGCUGAAUUCGAGUUCAAGGUUUGGCCAGUUCUCUACGAAAAUGGCACACCAUUCCUCUAUGGUACACGUGCUAUCCUUACAUACCUCUUCACAGGCUCUGAACUCCUCCAGCAAGCCUCAUUAACACAGAAUGAUACACUCUUCUGCCUUGGUGACGACCUUUACACAGCUUUCUGCCCAAUCUUCACACGCACACAGUCCAUCCUUGUCAACGAUAAGAUCAUCGCCCACUCACAGAAGGCUUUCGAUGAAGUCAUUGCCCAGAUCCCAACACACAAGACAAAGGAAGAGUCAAUCGGUAAUUACUACAUCGAUUCCAUCCUUGCCAUCGUCAAGGCUCUCGGCUUCAAGCUCGACCUCGAAGUUCCACAAGUUACACUUCAGGCCGAUGCCAUUGCUGAAGAGGCUCUUCGCUUCUGCUUCCAGGUUCUCAACAUCCCAGAGCGCUAUGCCCUUUCUCCAGCCCCAGAAAAGCCAAUGUGCCUUACAACACCAAUUUACUACGUCAAUGGUGUCCCACACAUUGGCCACGUCUUCACAACAACACUUGUCGAGACCAUCAGCAACUGGUACAAGCUUCGUGGCAUCGACUGCAUCUACUCAACAGGUACAGAUGAGCACGGCCUCAAGGUCCAGACAACAGCCGCCUCCAAGGGCUUCUUACCAAAGGAGUGGUGCGACAAGACAUCCAAGACCUUCUUCGAUGCCUUCGAGCAGUUCGAUCUCCAUCCAGAUGUCUUCAUCAGAACAACAGAUGAGAACCAUAUCAAGGUUGCCACCAAGUUAUGGACAAUCCUCCACGAGAAGGGCUAUAUCUACGAAGGCAAGUACGAAGGCUGGUAUUCCAAGCGCGAAGAAUGCUUCGUCCCAGAAAACCAGAUCAAGGUUGUUGUCGAAAACGGCGUUGAGAAGCAUAUCAACUCCGAAGAUGGCGCCGAGCUCGAAUGGUCAUCUGAAACAAACUGGAUGUUCAAACUUUCCGCAAUGCAACAGCAAUUACUUGACUGGUACGAUGCCAACCCAACAUGCAUUACACCACGCCCAUACUACAACCUUAUCAAGUUAAUGGUCUCUCGUGGCCUUAAUGAUCUUUCCGUUUCUCGCCAGAACGUUACAUGGGGCAUUCCAGUUCCAAACGAUCCAAAGCAGACCAUGUACGUCUGGAUCGACGCUCUUGCCAACUACCUUACAGUCGCCGGAUGGGAUGGCGAAGGCAAUUUCGGCAGAUGGCCAUGCGACAUCCAUACAGUCGGUAAGGACAUUGUCAAGUUCCACGCCAUCUACUGGCCAGCCUUCCUUAUCGCUGCUGGCAUUCCAUGCUACAAGAGAUUGCUUGUUCACGGCUGGUGGACAAAGAACGAAGAGAAGAUGUCAAAGUCCCUCGGAAACACACUCGACCCAAUUGUCCUCAUGAAGUUCUGGGGCCUCGAAGCUGUCAAGUACUACUUACUCCGUGAGUGCACAUUAGUUUCAGACAGCGACUACUCAGACAAGGCCAUGUUGAACAGAUACAACAACGAUCUCGCUGAUGUUCUCUGGAACUUGGUUAUCAGAAUCAUUUCCAAGAAGCUCUGCCCAGACAUGGUUGUUCCAACACCAGGAGAGUACCAGGAAGUCGAUAAGGACCUCAUCGAGUCAAUCGUCACAAUCCCAGGUACAGUUGACCACUUCAUGGCUUUCGGUGAAACACGCCACGCUCUUGAUUCAAUAUUCGCUUCAAUCCACGACUUGAACAAGUACCUCACAGACAUGCAGCCAUGGAAGCUCGUCAAGGAAACAGACUUGUCCAGAUACAACACUGUCUUCUACACACUCCUUGAAUGCUUGCGUAUCCUCGCUACAUCUCUCUACUGCUUCAUGCCACAGACAGCUACAACAAUCCUCAACGGCCUCGGCGUAGGAAAGAACUUCCCACCAGAGGAGAUCUUCAAGUACGGAUUCCUCAAGCCAGGAACAAAGCUCAUGGAAGGAAUGCCAAUCCUCUUCCCGAAGAAGACACUCCCAGAUGUCUAA
This is a messenger RNA of Trichomonas vaginalis G3, 2133 nucleotides long. RefSeq names its product methionyl-tRNA synthetase family. Gene Ontology annotation, biological process: methionyl-tRNA aminoacylation. NCBI's taxonomy places the organism in Eukaryota, Parabasalia, Trichomonadida, Trichomonadidae. The coding region runs from base 1 to 2133 and encodes 710 amino acids. The record is from RefSeq and is a predicted model, not a curated record. Gene Ontology annotation, molecular function: methionine-tRNA ligase activity; ATP binding. The transcript has a single exon.